UGACACUUCCAAUAUGUCGGCGACGUUGACUUAUAGCAGCAGUGGACAAACCCACUCGAUGCGGCUUCUGUGUCUUCGAUAACAGCUAGUUUGUCAGUAGUUUUGAAAAAGGAUAAACUAAAAGAGCAGUAGUUAUACAAGUUUCCCCCACAGAAAUUGUUAUUUUUAGAGUAAGGUUGCAAAAAAACAAUGGCACUCGAAAGUACUAAAACAGAUGUCAGGUUUGUUUUGGCCCCCAUUUCGGCUAACGGAGAUCUGCUGACCUCUUACGAUGAAGCCCACGUACCACCGGUGGUACCCGGUUUGAGAGUAUUUCCACAAGAGUAGCUCUUUAAGGGAAUCCUCUUAAGCAAGCCAUGCUGCUGUCUCCUCAGGCUGAGAGAAACUGGGAGGCCGUGUGCUCGGUGCUCCAGGAUGUUCUGGAGGAGCAGCCCCAUCGGCAGCUCUUUGCCUUGGAGCUGGGCUCCGGAACCGGGCAGCACGUCAUACGCUUCGCACAGAGGAUGCCCUUCGUCACCUGGCAGCCGUCGGACAUCCAAGAGGAAGCCCGGAGCAGAUGUCGCAGCAUUAAGGCGUACAUUGCCGCCACCAACAUGACGACGGUGCGGCAACCUGUGCACCUGGAUGCCAGUGAGCCUUGGGAGAAGUGGGCGGGGCUUUCUCGUGCCUCCUGUGAUGUCAUUAUUGCGAUUAACUUACUCCAGUACAGCCCCUUUAAAACAGCACAGGGUGUUUUCAACGGGGCAGGUGAGAUCAUCAAGCAAAAUGGCCUUUUGAUUACAUAUGGGGCAUAUGCCAUUAAUGGCACCAUUACACCACAAUGUAACGAACUCCUGGAUGAAGAGCUUCGGAAAAGAAACGCAGAGUGGGGACUUCCUGAUAUCGACGUGCUGAGACAGCUGGCCUACGCUAACGGGAUGCGUAUGGAGAGGAUGGUCGAGAUGGAAGAAUGCUACAAAUGCCUCAUCUUCAGGAAACAAUAGAUGCCCUCAAAAGGUCAAGAAAUAAAAAGGACUCCACGCAGAAAGUGGACAAUAAGAACCAGAUAUUUAUUAAAUAUAAAUUUAAAAUGACCUUUGAAAGUCGAGACAGAUGACUAUGAUGGAAAUAAAGUAGAUCACAAAUGAAGGAGUUACAGAGAUAUAAGCUGAUUGGCUCGGUGAUAAAUACAUGCGGCCUGUAAUUGACGACAAAAGCCUUUUUCCGUUCGCUAACAUGCACGCAGCCAAUACACACAGCCAGGAGGCCAUUAGCAGAUGAUUACAGGUAGUGCUGUGUCAUAAUGAUGACGAUGUAAUCAUGUGGGUAUUUGGGUGUACGUCAGCAGGAUGACUUGAAUUGUUCAACAAUGUUAAGUCCAGUUGAUGCAAUUUACAACAAAUAAAUGCUAAUGUCAGACUAUAUUAGCAACAACUGGAAUGUUAGGCUGUGAUCCUUCUGAUGAUGAUGAUGAAAGUUAGUGCCAUUUAUCCCAAACCUCCCUGACUGUGCUUGCUCUCUUUACAGACACACAAAGACACCACAUACACACCGAGUCCUUCAAAUAAAGUCUUCACACAGGCUUAAAUUAAAAAUCAUCAUGCUUGUUUUGAGUUUUAAAAAGCAAAAAAAAAGAAAUGUUUUGUCUUUUUCCUUAUUUGUUGUUAGGAGCACUGACUAUUUGUGAGCUUCAGCUAUUUCAUUUAAGGGACAAAUAAAGGUCAGCUGAGAGAGGAAGGUAAGAUCUGGGUUUUGGUGCCCCUCCCACCCCACCCCUAUGUGGUGGUGCCGUCUCAGGGAUGACACAGUAAGAUAAGAUAAUCACAAUGUUU
Molecule: messenger RNA, 1811 nt
Organism: Doryrhamphus excisus (bluestripe pipefish)
Lineage: Eukaryota; Metazoa; Chordata; Actinopteri; Syngnathiformes; Syngnathidae
Source: RefSeq, a predicted model, not a curated record